Molecule: messenger RNA, 741 nt
Organism: Aspergillus welwitschiae
Lineage: Eukaryota; Fungi; Ascomycota; Eurotiomycetes; Eurotiales; Aspergillaceae
Exons: 2
Coding region: 1-741 (246 amino acids)
Source: RefSeq, a predicted model, not a curated record
AUGCGCAUUGUCUCCGCCUUGAACGGCCUGCUUCUCGCAGGUGUCGCUGUGGCUCAGAACACCGCCUCAUCAAGCUGUUCGCUUCAGUCAUCUGAUUUGCCAUCCGUUAAUUAUGGCUUUGCGCUCUCGUCCUUCCUGGACCGGUUUUACUCUUCGGUUCCCGUAAAUCUGACCACCUUGAACAGCACUCUAAAUAGCUCCAACUCAGAGUCCUCCGCCAACCUCCAAGGUAUCCAGAGACAAAACCGUUUGGGCGUGCGUGCUGUGCAGCAACUUGGCGCGAAGGUGUCUGGCUUUAGCCCUCAGAACUGCAGUUUCACCUUCCCGAGUGCCAUUGAUGGUGAGACCUUCGUGCGCAACGCCCUUCAGCUGGAGUCGUCAGUUGCUGGGGCGUACAUCGCAUUGGCUGGUUACAUCCAGGCUCCCGAGGCCUCGUUAUUGUGGGCCCGUUUGGCUGCUGAGCACACUGCGCACGCCUAUUAUAUGGCCAGCCACCAGCAGGCCGUCCUUUUUCCAUCGAACAGCACUUCAUUAGUCCCUGCCUACAGCCCUGCUUACCUUGGUUCAUACUUUCAAGGCUGCGUGACUGCGCCUCCAGCUCCGUGUAACCAGAACCUGUUCAUCGGGCCUCUUACUGCCAACCUUGCUGCGAAUGUAUCAGCAAGUGCUGCCGCUUUGAGCUCGGUCUCUUUGUCUGCCUCUGCAACUCCUUCGCCAAGCUGGGCAAAGAGGGGUUACUAA